Molecule: messenger RNA, 2103 nt
Organism: Aphanomyces invadans
Lineage: Eukaryota; Oomycota; Saprolegniomycetes; Saprolegniales; Verrucalvaceae
Exons: 6
Coding region: 95-2035 (646 amino acids)
Biological process (GO): ERAD pathway
Cellular component (GO): endoplasmic reticulum membrane
Molecular function (GO): protein binding
Source: RefSeq, a predicted model, not a curated record
CGUGGUCGCACUAACGUGGACACGGCUUCGGGAAGCCCAAAGUCAGGUUGUCCGUCCGAGGGUGGCGGUGCUAUUCUUGUCAGACUGUAACCCCAUGAGAGUUGUUCACCCGCUCCUCCUUGCUACCGCUGCCACGUGCUGUGCGUGUGCGUCAUCUGCGUCGGUUGCGCCCCCGCAGCCGGCGUCGUCGACAUGGCAACAACAUGCCGAGUCGGUCGCAAUUGCAGGUGUCGACCCCUCAGACCUCUCGCGGUUGCUCCAGUCUGCCCUGACCGAAUUCUACGGCAACGGCACGUCCCAGCACACAAAUCGCAACAACGCGAGUCUGCCCGUCGUCGAGCUCGCUGCGGCCCAAGGACUUGCACGGGCUCAAUUCCUCCUCGGUGUGGCCCAUGCCACGGGUUUCUGGGGCGAUGCCCCCGACGACGCCAAGGCCGUGGUGUAUCUAUACUUUGCGGCGGCGGGCGGCGACCUCGCCGCGAACAUGGCUCUCGGGUACAAACACAUGAUGGGCGACGGUGUGCCCAAGAACUGCGAUGCUGCAUUGCGCUACUACGAAGUGGUGGCGAACCGGGCGAUCGAGAUUCGCGAGAACGAAGACUCGCUCAGUCCGGUGCUGUACGACCAGCGCCACAAACGACUCAAGACCCAAGCGGACCUCCAACAUAAGAAGAACCAACCCGGCGAUGUCGACGUCGUCGAGUACUACCACUUCUCGGCUGAAAAGGGCGACCCCGAAGCGUCUUUGAAUCUGGCGCUGCUGUAUUACUACGGAGCACGUGGAGUCACCCAGGACUUGACGAAGGCCGUGCAAUACUUUCGCAAAGCUCACCUCUUGGGCUUGACAGCGGCGGCGACCAACUUGGGGCAUAUUUACGCCAACGGGAUCGGGGUCGACGUCGACAUGGACAAGGCGUUUGCGUACUAUCAAGAAGCGGCGCACGAGGGCAACGCAGCGUCGCAGAACGGUCUCGCGUCGCUGUACUUGCACGGGCAUGGCGUCAAGGAAAACAAGGCCAAGGCGAUCUCGCUCUUCCGCACGGCGGCCAAGCAAGGCAACGCCGACGCGUUUUACAACCUCGGGCUGCUUGCGCUCCAAGGCGCGUUGCAAGUGGACGGGAGCCCUGAUUUUGAAGCGGCUUAUGGGUACUUUCAAGUGGCUGCGCAACACGGGCACACUUUGAGCAUGCACAAAGUCGGGCACAUGGCCAUGAACGGCAUCGGCGUGUCACGGUCGUGCCGCGCUGCCCUCGAGUCGUUCAAGACGGUCGCGGAGCGAGGGUACUGGGAGAAGGAACUGCGUCAUGCGUACCAGCGCUUCUCAGAGGGCGACUACACGACCGCGUUCCGAACGUACGUGGUGCUAGCUGAACAGGGGUACGAAGUUGCCCAGCACAACGCGGCUUGGAUGCUGGAAUCGCAGCUCGGGAUGUCAUUCAAACACGCGUUGGGCGAUGGCACGAUUCGCCUGUACAAGGCCGCGGCGGCGCAGGGCAACGUGGACGCAAAUGUCAAGUUGGGCGAUUUUUAUUACUACGGGUACGGGACUUCGACCGCCCCGAGCUUCGCCAAGGCCAUGGCGCAUUACAUCGCCGCAUCCACCAAGCACGGGCAAGCGAGCUACAACCUGGGGUACAUGUAUGAGCAUGGCGUUGGAGCUACGCAGGACUUUUUGCUGGCGAAGCGGUACUACGACCUGUCGUUGGAUAUCAACCCGGAGGGGUAUGUCCCCGUCACGUUGGCCUUGUACAAGCUGGCGUGGCACCAAGCGCUCGUACCAUUUCAACAUAUGACAUUGCCGGAAAUGACCGCCGCGGUUGUCGCUGCACUUCACCGCAAAGCAUGGGCCCAGUGGAAACACAUUUGGGAAUGGGUCGUCAGGGCUGGAACGUUUGUCCUGAGCUUCGUCUCCGGCGUCGACAUGGUGUCCCUCCUCGUUCAAGCGGAUGUCAUGCCCGAGACGGACACGCUCGCGAUGACUGUUGUCGCGCUCUUGCUUGGUCUUGUCUGGACAAUUCGCCACCGCCGACGGUAGAUUGGUCGCUCGAAGGAAUAGAAGUAGAGAGAAGGUUGUGUGGAUUCAUGCAUGGAUCUUGGUUGUCA